Molecule: messenger RNA, 1421 nt
Organism: Phragmites australis (common reed)
Lineage: Eukaryota; Viridiplantae; Streptophyta; Magnoliopsida; Poales; Poaceae
Product: L10-interacting MYB domain-containing protein-like
Exons: 2
Coding region: 447-1295 (282 amino acids)
Source: RefSeq, a predicted model, not a curated record
GUGCAGCGAAUCUAAUCUGCCGGAUUCCCCCUUCUAGCCGACGCCGGCCCUCCUGCAGCGACGCCCGCCCGUCAGCAGCACGCCGAUCCAGGCGCCCUGUCCGUCCAGGCCGCCUCCAGCCAGCGCCUGUGCUGUCCAGGCCGCCUCCAAACAUCCCGAUCUCACAGGUAUUGGAUCUUCAGCCUGCUCAAUUAUGCCUGCUCAAACAUUCAUCCAAGUUCAGUGCUCCUUGGGUAUGGUUUGUGGUCACCACGUUCUGCAAUCUAUAGUCAGAUAUGUGUUCUUUAGAUCAUAUCACUGUGUGAAACUGUUGCGCCAUAAUCUAUGUUUUAUGUUGUCCAGAAAACUCAUUGUUUUCAUUUUUAAUUGAACUAUUUUGGCUAUUGAAUUUUCAUAGAGCUUUAUGUGAUGUUCAAUUAUAGCUUACCUACUAUUAUGAUAAAUAGAUGGAAGACUUUGUGCCGGAUAAAGCCAAUUGGGACGCUUUUCAUAAUAGGGUGUUUUGUGAAAUUUGUGUGGAGGAAAUAGAUGCUGGGAAUAGGCCACUCGGAAGUAUAACUUCCAAGGGCUAUAAGAAUCUUUAUGAGAAAUUCUUCUCUAGGACAGGAAGAAAACACACUAAACUGCAGCUGAAAAACCGAUGGGAUGCACUGAAGGGUUUGUACAACUUUUGGUUAACCAUUAAUAAAGCUACUGGACUUGGAUGGGACAGUGCUAAAGGAACGGUUGUGGCAAGCGACAGUUGGUGGAAAGAAAAUACAAAGGGACAUGCAGAAUGGAAGAAACUUCGGAACGGUCCCCCUGAAAAUCUUUCAGAACUAGAAAGGAUGUUUGAUAACAGUCAUGUCGAUGGUUCUUCCUCUUAUGUUCCCGGUGAAGGAGUGGGAGCAAAUGUCAUUAAUGAGGAACAAUUGGGUGAUGUAGGCGUGGAGGAAAUCAACAUCAAUAGGAAGGGUGCCAAUAUGUUGAAGCGAAGUGCUUCUGUUAACAAUGAUAGCCCAAAGAAGUAUAGAAAGAACCCUAUGGUUAAGAUAAUGAAAGGCAUAAUGGAAAAUAUGCAAUCAUCUAGUGCUGUAACCAACAAGGUGUUGCAAGGUGAAAUGAGGUCCGAGUCAAUUAAGGAAGUGAUGCGUUUGACAGUCGAGUCUGGAGCAAUUGAAGGAAGUGACGAACAUUUUAUGGCUACCAAGCUUUUUGUCAAAGCCGAAAACCGUGAUAUGUUUCUCACUUUAACCACCAAAGAAGGAAGGCUCAAUUGGCUGAAAAGAUGGUGUGACGAGAAGAAAAAGGAGUAGUUGUUUAAUUUGGAAGUAGUACUACUAUCGUUAUGUAAUAUUGCUAGGAUGGUUUUGUUAUUUUGCAUGGAACAAUGGUGCUAUUAUCGUUUUGUUAUUUUGCAUGAUCCAAUGUUGGUAGUAUGG